AGUUAAGGCCAAGAUGUGUUAAAUGAACUAAGUUACAAGCAUUUCUGKGCUUUUUCAAGGUUAAUUAGCAGUGAUGGUCAUUUUGAAUCGAAUUGACUCCAAGUGAUAAUCAGUUGUAAAUGUAUAUCCAGUGAUUAAUGUUAGGGAACCAAAUCUGUUCCCGGGUUCCUGACAUUUUGGUAACAAAACAAUCAYACACAAAGGAAAUAACAUAACUGUCUUUUAGCAUCAAACAGAAAAAAUGUAAAACAAAUAAAUGAUGGAGAAAAUAGUUUAUUUUCUAAAAAGUGAAUGUCUUUUAUAUUUAUAUUUAGUAGAUCAACAGUGAGCAGCAGAGUGUCGUUAUAGAGGUGGAGCCUGUUCUGCUCUGUUUCAUGUUUGACAACAGGUUGUUAAAACAGAACAWAAACCUCAUCUUCACCUAGAAAUUAUAGCAGCCAGGUAGAAACCUCUGAGUGACAGAUCCUUAUUAAACUGYAAACUCCAGACCCUCCUGCCUCACAGUAAUAAACACAGCUCUCUUCCUCUAAAGUGAAUACAUAGUUUUUGUUUUCCCCAGUUUACAAGUCACACCACAGUUGUUUGUCUGCACAUAUUUUCCUCGAAAGCUGUUUUGUAUUUGAUUUAUGUGGUCAAACCAGUCAAGCUCCCCUGAGAGGCGUGUGUCUUUGUGUAACCUUAGCAAACUCGUCACUUAUUACUGUGGAGCAAAGGUAUGUGAGCUAUUGAGAAAAAGACGAUAAACCCAUUGGUGAGAACAGCAAAGUGCAAACUACAAGAAAGGUUACCAUAACAUCUACUGAUGUUCAUAAAGCAGCUAUGAGAAGCUAAACACACAUCUUUGUGUAAAAAUGAACUUAAAUGAUUAUUUCUGUUUGUUUUUAAUAAAAAAAUUUUUAAAUAGGCAUGUGGACUUUAACCCCAUGUGGUUUGAGUUGGUUACUCUGUAAUGAGGAACAAAACAGGAAGUUUCAGGAUUUCGUGAGACACAAAAAGGAGAGAGAGAGAGAGAGAGAGAGAGAGAGAGAGAGAGAGAGAGAAGAGGGUGGGACGUUUCACGAGUCAGGACUCUGAUGAGAGGUGUGGUGUAGUUUUCACAUGACUCACACACUUACAGCUUACUUUGACAAGGUGUAAUGUGUCUGACAACCAACGGAUGCACACACUUUGAAAGAGCUUUUCUGUGGAUUUCUCAGUACUGCUACAAACAGAGGUGGCACCCAGGAAACAGGCUCGUCUCAGCUCACUGCCUUACAUGCCAGUUUGCAUGAUGAAGAGGAAAACAAUGCACCUGCUCAACUAGGAUGUCACACUGGACCUGAACAGGAGAUGUGAAGAAGUAUGCUGUUGGACGUUUAUGGCUCUCUGAAGCACAAUGUUUUCCCCUGGAUGGAUCGUGUGCCUCUUACUGACUCUGUAUGRGUCGGCCUGGAGUUUGGAAAUAUCUGAAUAUGACACCAAUACAGUUGUUUGCUCACAGGGUCUUUCUGACUGCACCAUAGAAAAUGUUCUUUUUCAAGCAAAUAGCAGCUUUGAUGUUCAGAAGAUUCAACCAGGUUUUAAGCUCUGCUGUAAGGACAAACCAGCAUGCACGCUGUGUCUGGUGAUAGAGAUAGAGCUCCACAUCCCUCUGGAUAAGAAUUUGGAUGCAGAAGAUCAUUCUGGCGGUGAUGAAGACUACAAGGAGACAAUGGGUGAAAAACCUUCUGUGACUGUAUGUUACCAACCAGUGGGCUUAUCCACAUGCAAGAAGAUGGAGUUUACAGUCAAUCAUGCUGUUCUUUCUCAACACCAGAACAAGGGCUCCAUGGUGAUCACUCUGUCAGACGGGGUUAACUUCGGCAAUCAGAUAUUUGUUUUGACCAAGCCAACGCAAAAACUCGACGCACCUUCUUUAGAUGAAGUGUGUUCCCAGGAACUGUUAAAUCCUCCACUGGAAUGUCAAGAAAUUGGAGCGGACAUCCAUCCCGCUGUCUUCUGUGGCCUCMUGCUUAUGUUUCCAGGCAUGGUAUGAGGACAGUCCAAGGCGUGCUCUUAAUUGCCCCUUCAAGGACAAAGAAGUUCCACAAUAUUUGAAACAGAACAUGUGGAGCAAUUUGUCAGUGAAUGUUACCCUGAGCAAAACGAGAGAAGGGAACGCAAUGCUGUUGUGGAACCUGUCUGCCCUCUGCAGGCUGAAGGGGGAAGUGCAGCUCUGCUACAAAAGUAACUGCAAGAGAAUUAUGCACAUGCAGCAGCUCUCUGAUGGUGCAUGGAAACAGAACAGCAAGGGACUCUGGGAUCAAGAAGGAGCCUUUGAAAACAUCUCUGAAGAGUUUUCACAGUGUAUCAUGGUACACAUAGAAGAAAAGCAAUUUGGCCCAUUUUGCUCUAUUGAUUCUGGCAGGUGGCGCUGGAGCCUCCUGGCUGUCAGUGCUAUGCUCCUUGUUGCUUUGACUGUGCUCAUGAUUUAUUUCCUUCAUGACUUUGUCAAAAAAUGGGCGUGGAGCUGGCGUUAUGGAGGAUUUGUGAAGAUUGGCAGAAAGGGUCAUGUGGUGCUGCUCAGCCCCCCGGAUGAGGAUGUUGGUGUCUUAAAGUSUGUUGAUCAGCUGGGCUCCUUCCUCUGCAGCCAGGGCUUCAGUGUGUCCGUGGACCAGUGGAGCAGGAGGGAGCAGUGCUCCCAGGGACCUCUGGUGUGGCUGUACUCGCAGCUGCAGAAGAUGGACAGCACGGGCGGUCGAGUYGUGCUCCCUUUGACCCAGAAUACCUCAGAAAGAGCAGAAGAGUGGAACCGCUUGAACACAGAUGAGGAUGCAGAGAAUCCACAUMAGUUGAUGGAUCCUUACGCUGACUUGUUUACUGCAUCACUGUUUAUUAUUCACAAACUCAAAAUGCAGGGCAGAGCGGCUGAGCGCUUUGUUCUGGUGAACUUUGACACCAGCCGUAAACACAACUCUGAUAUGAAUCUACCAGAGCUGCUACGGGGUCUGCCUUUGUUCCACCUCCCCUCUCAGACUCAGUCGCUCCUCACUGAGCUGACUGUUGCAGAAACACAGACGGGUCCCAGUACAAGGACYUGGAUUAAAUGGAGGUGAAAAAAAAAACUAAAACUGAUGGAGGGAAAAGUCUAAUCUACCAUCAUUAUGGAAAUAUUUUCUGGAUUAAAGUUUGAAUGUCUCAAACACUUGUGGAGUGAAGGAAAUGUGAUGAAGAAGAGACACUUUGACUCCAGAUAUUUAAAAUAAAGAUGGACAGAAAAAUG
Messenger RNA from Austrofundulus limnaeus, 3241 nucleotides. Its product is annotated as interleukin-17 receptor C. The record is from RefSeq and is a predicted model, not a curated record. NCBI's taxonomy places the organism in Eukaryota, Metazoa, Chordata, Actinopteri, Cyprinodontiformes, Rivulidae. Gene Ontology annotation, molecular function: interleukin-17 receptor activity.